UUGCAGUGUUCACUGAGCCUUUUGUUGAAAAGGGUCCUUCUCAUUUGUGUGAGUCAUGCUUUUGCUGUGAGCGAGUUGGCAGCUCUAAGCAGGACUGGGAUCUCUGUCAUAGAAAACUGUUACUUCACCCAACCUUAACGUGGAACCAUAAGAAAUUUCUUAAAUAUAUCUAUUUUUUUGUUCUUCCUUAUACUCCUUGCUUUUUUACCCCCAAAUCUUGUUAUCUGUCCGUGUUGCUAUGAAUCGCCUGCUAUGUUAGCACAGGCAUCUCCUGCGUUGGCAUCAGAUUUGCCAGAACAUAUGCAGGAAACUAGAUAGAAGGGCAUGCUUCAACGUACCAAGUAUAACCGCUUCAGGAAUGAUUCGGUGACAUCAGUUGAUGAUCUUAUUCACAAUUUGUCCAUGAACAGCAAGGUCUCAGCAGUUGCUACGACUUCAACAGCACCUUCAUACCUGGUCUCACCAGAGGUUCUCCGCAAGGACCAAGAAGAUGGACCCACCACCCUGUGUACCCUCAUCCAUAAAGUGUCCCACUUGAAACUCUCUAACACAGGCAGCCUUUUGGGUAUCAAAAACCUGUCCUCUGCAGUAAGGGAGCUUGCUGUCUCCAAGUUGCAGGGAAGCUCGAGUGCUUCUAGUUCAGCAGCAGGAGCUUCAGACAACACAUGUAACCUUGCCUCUGCUACUUCGUGUUCUCAGCAGGACGUGAGCAAGAUGAGUAUGGGGAAAAAAACACCGUCAGAGGAAAUGCACCCGGGAGGUGAAGACUGGAAUCAAAGUAGCAGCUUUGUCAAUAAACCCUCUCGAGGAUGGCUGCACUCGAGUGAGAAGAUCCUGGGACCUGGUGUGACGUACAUUGUGAAGUACUUGGGGUGUAUAGAAGUCUUACGCUCAAUGAGAUCUCUUGACUUCAAUACGAGGACACAGAUUACAAGGGAAGCAAUCAGUCGUGUUUGUGAAGCUGUGCCUGGUGCCAAAGGAGCCUUCAAGAAACGAAAGCCACCAAGCAAAGUCCUUUCUAGCAUCUUGGGAAAAAGCAAUCUUCAAUUUGCAGGAAUGAGCAUAAUGCUGAAUAUCUCCACCACCAGCUUAAACCUAAUGACUCCUGAUACAAAACAGAUCAUAGCAAAUCACCAUAUGCAAUCUAUCUCCUUCGCAUCUGGAGGUGAUCCGGAUACAACUGACUAUGUUGCAUAUGUAGCUAAGGAUCCUGUUAAUCGGAGAGCUUGUCAUAUACUGGAAUGCUGUGAUGGCCUUGCCCAGGAUGUCAUCAGCACCAUAGGGCAGGCAUUUGAGCUUCGAUUUAAGCAAUACUUAAGGUGCCCCUCUAAGAUACCUACUUUCCACGAUAGGGUGCAAAGUUUUGAUGAGUCAUGGAUGGAGGAAGAGAGUGAGGCAGCAGAACAUCCCUAUUACAACAACAUCCCAAAUAAAAUGCCCCCUCCUGGUGGCUUCAUUGAUGCCAGACUCAAAGCAAGGAUUCCCACUGCUGCAGACACGGUUCAGUCUGCAGCAGGAGUGGGAAGAGAGCGAAUCUAUUACCAAAGUCGUCACUUAGGAGACAAAUUCAAUGAAGACUGGCAUCAUGAGCCUGUUAAGCAAGGAUCUCUGGAUAUUUAUAGUGUGCCGGAAGGGAGAUCACAAGUAACUCCAACAGCAGAGAUGCCAACUUAUGUGAACACUCAGCAUAUAAAUAUGGAAGCUCUAUUGGCACUUGAGGCAGAUGCUGAAAGUACCUUCACUGGAAACACAGAUAAUACCAAAGACAGUAGCCCAGGAAAGGAUCUGUUUGACAUGAAACCAUUUGAAGAUGCCCUCAAGAACCAAAAUCCUGAGCCUGUGUUGAAUAAAUCCACUUCCAUUGAAUGUACUAGUCCUCUUUUAUCCAGAGCUGCUGACUGGAGUACAACAGAAGAGCUAAGUACAGAGCCUUGGUAUCAAGGAGAGAUGAGCAGGAAAGAAGCAGAACAGCUGUUAAAGAAAUGUGGAGAUUUCCUCGUGAGAAAAAGUACCACAAAUCCAGGUUCCUAUGUGCUGACAGGCAUGCAAAAUGGACAAGCCAAGCAUCUUCUUUUGGUGGAUCCAGAAGGGACCGUUCGUACAAAAGACCGUGUCUUUGACAGCAUAAGUCAUCUCAUCAAUCAUCACCUUGAGAAUAAUUUGCCAAUAGUUUCUUCUGGGAGUGAACUCUGCUUGCAGCAGCCUGCUGAGAGGAAACACUGACUCCAGAUAACUCUUAGUUUUUGUAACUUGCAAGUUAUAACUGGUGGAAAUUGGAGAUCUGAAAACAUGUACAUUAAAAAAAAAAAAAAAAAGAGAGAGAGAGAAAGAACACACACACACACACACAAACAACAAUGGCAACAAAAAACACCCACCAUAUUCCCAUAUAUUUCACCAGUAUAUUUUCUUUAGGUUUAAGGAGCCCUAUUUCACACAGUUUACUUGAAAAUUCUCAAUGCUUUAUGUGGACUUGAAGUCACAACAGAAGUUUUUCUUAAAAAGUAAUUUCAAUAAAAAUGUUCAAAUCCUCAAUUGUGAAUGUUGAUAGUGUAUAUAUAUACACACAUAUAUAAAUACAGUAUAUAUUUAUAUUUUUCAAGUCAGCCUGUUGAUGGUAUAGAACUAAUCUUCUGUGCCAUGUGUUUUUAACAGAAGAAAAAUGCCAAUUGUGAUUGUUCAGAUAAAAAUAGAAUACAGCAGUCUCAAUUUCUUGAGAAAACAAAUAUUAGGCAUCUUAUUUAUGAUUUUAUGUAAGAAGCACAAUUAUGGGGAUUACAGUUGGAACAUGUUGGUUAAGUACCAUGGAAGGAAACUGAAUUCAGCAACAUGUAUUCCAACUCAGAAAUUUAGCAUAAAAGGAGUUUUUUAAAGUGUUAUUCAAUGUCACAGAUAUCAAAAGCAUUUUCUUUCUGAUGUCAAGUCUGAAUUCCUAUAUGAUAUUACACAAAGCAUUUGUAUCUUGCUUUAACAAUAAUUUGGUGUGAUCUCUCUGUGUAAAAGGUGUAUGCAUUUGAUUUUUCUAAUGAUAAUACAACAAUAUUCUGCAACUUUAAUUUGUUAAUUUGAAUGGUGAGGUUAUUUAUAAAUAGUUCUCUGGUUGUGGUGAAGAUCUAGGUGUCCUUGACUAUCAGUUUCCAGUGAGAUGUUAUAUACUGAUUAGGCAAGUUUCAGUAACUUGUAAUUAGUAGGUUUAAUGCAAGACAUAUGUGGCUGGUUAAAGACAUAUCUGAAAAAUCUUUUAGUCUUAUGGAUAGUGAAAAUUAUUAUGACUCGGUGAUUGGUUUUGCAAAUGAUGUCAUUUGCUUUUAUCUAGUUAUUAGGUGCCUCUUCCCAAAGUAUAACUUGACUUUGACCUUCAGCAAGUGAUAGGUAUUGCAAAUAUACCGCUUUUCUCUAAAUAUGAAGUUAAAAAUAUACACUAAAGAUGCAUUUCUGAUAGAUGUGUCCUCUUUUGGUACUGGGAAUUGUUUUAAUGAAGGUCUGUACUGUUCAAAUACAAGCACUAUAUUAAUUUGUUUUCCUGUUUUAUGAGCCUUAGUUCUUAUUUAUGUAAAAUUAUCGAGAUAAAUUCAAUAGAUACAGUUCCUGUAAUGGCAAAGCUUGGGACAGAACUAGGAGUUAGCCUUCAGCAUUCAAAGGUUUUCUCUAGCAGAAGCAUCUCAAAUCAAAUCAUCAGACUUGAUGUAUAGUGGCCAAAAGUUAGCAGGAGAAGUCUAGGUUAAACAUCUGCCUGUCCUCAAGUAGUCAGUUAGAUUUGUUUUCAAGAUUUUUUUUUAAGUUUAAGAAUUUUUUAAAUUAAGACCAAACUGAUUGAAGGAUUCACUUAGAAUUCAUUCAGAAAGCAUCACUACAUAAGGAAAAAAAAAGAAAAAAAAAUAAAUAAAUCUUGUACCUAUUUCUUGUACCUCAUAUUUUGAAAUAUGGUCAAGUUGCAACUUCAAAAGACUUGGUUUUUGGUUGUUCUCAAGAAUUAAAAUUAUUAAGGUACCUAAGACUAAUCAUGUGACCCAUGAAAUAAAAAUACAUUUGAUUAUGUAAUCAAAACAUUCUGAAACCAAAUGAAGACAUUCAGUGAACCAAAUGCUUCUGAUUCAUUUUGUUGCAGAUAGUUAUUAUCUGAUGUUUCGAGGUCUGGAUGUGAUCUGAGAGCAAAGGAAAGAAAGUAAAUGCUGCCUUGCAAAUUAGCAUGACACUUAAAGUCUUAAAAUAUUUAUUUCUUAAAAUCUGGGUUUUCCUUUUACCAAGUUGGAAUUUGCAAGGAAAGUAAAGAGAUCUUAUACUCCAAAGCAGUGUCAAUCAGACUGAUUUUAUUUAAGAAUAUCUGUUCUUAUCAUAUUGCCCACUGAAGUAUCUGAGUUGCCUCUUUUUUCAUCAUAUGUAACACUUGUCAUUCCGGUCUCCCAUCUUUCUACAGACAUGUCCUGGAAAGUUUUUAGUAUGAUAUUACUAACUGUAACAAGAGGCCUCUUUUAUACUUAAAAUAUGAUUGUGUAUCACUUUUGUAAGGGUCAGGUGCCUAACUUCUUCAGAUGCCUUCAAAAAUCCCACCUGCUGCCUAUCUCUGUUUUGGAUUCCUAAGUAUCCUGCCAGUGCAUGCUGGGAAAAAUAUGGCAAGAUACAGGGGUCUGAAUGAAGGCAUAAAACAUACACUGAAAUAAGCAGAUACUUUGUAUUUUAUUUUAUUUUUAACCAUUACCCCAGCUGUAGCUUUAAUACUUUAGCAGCCAAAUAGCUGCACGAUUUGGAAAUUAAAGCUGAUGGUAAGGAAACUUGAAAAAACUUGCCAGAAAUAUUCAGUUCCCCAAACUACAUUUCGCAAACUCUGCCUUUAAGAAAAUGUGGCUGUUUUAAGCUUCUCUUCUAGCACAUCCCAUUUACCAAGCUUAUCCACUGAUGAUGCAGAGGUUACAGGUAGCUAGAUCAUAUGUACUUUGGUCCUUGGUGGAAGUUUGGGCUUCAACAUUUGGGCUGCAACAAUACCCCUCUGUCAUAAUGGCCUGGGAGAUCCUGUCUGGCCAGACGUGAAGGUCCAGAGCCUUUUCUAAGUCACUGAAACCAAAUGAUCUUAAACCAACGAGGAGGGAAGAGCAAGCAUGGGCAAAUUAAUACUCCUUUGGCAGAUCCUGCCACUGCUUUUUGUAAUUGUCAGUUGCAUAGAUAUAGCUUUCCACCAUAUGACAAUGGUAUAAAAGCUGUAUAUCCAUUUGAUUAGCAGAUCCAAAACUGUUGUCAUUAGAGGGAAAGAGACAUUUUACAUUGAGCUCAGGAAGAGAGAACUGAAGCUGUUAGAAAGUCAUUUCUCCUCAUUUCUGUGGGGAGCCAACACUGCUAGCAAUUUAAGAGACAUAAAGCUAUGGGACCAAUUUGAAUGCUGUGUGAUUGGCAGAAAACUGUGCAGUUGACAGCAUAAUAAAUUUGAGUUUUUUAAUGUUUGCCUUUAGCUUUGAGUCCCCUCACCUUUAGGUUUUCUUCUCUUUUAUGCAGUCUCAAGGGCUAUGCACUUACUGGUUUUAAAAAUAUGGUGAUCAUUCGGUACCAUGAUUCCACGUGCCGGGAUUUAAUGGAAAGAACAAAUUUACUACACUCAAUAAAAAUCACUGAGAUUAUACAAUAUUCAGUUAUCCUUUGAUAUUUUCCCAGGGAAUAGUUGAGAAGUCAGAACUGAAACUAUUACCAGUAAAUCUGAUAUCAGUUUUGAUUCCAGUUGUAUUGCAACUAUAUGAACUAUGGCUAAUGAAAAUUCAUUAGAUUCCUUUAAACAAGACUGUUAGAAGUGAAACAAAUGAUUCUGAUUGAUUUUAUUGAAAUUCUAUAUUAAUUGUUAGGAUAAUAACAAUUUCAUAAUGCUGAAGAUGGAGGUGAUAGACUUGAGAGCUGAGGUAUAGUCAUGUUCCCAAAGUUUCAGUUGUUUCAUAUGCUUCACAGGCAAUGAAACUCCAAAGGUAGAAAAUGCGAGUUGAAAACAGAAUUACCUUCUGGUUUCAAUGGGCAUUUGCACACUGUGAGGACUUCCAGGCUCCCUUCCUGAACAAAAGAGAAGGAUGUUCAGGUCGGCUAUGCCUAGGUGCAGGAGGAGAUCCAUGGCCUCUCUGUCCAGGGCUUUGCACAUGAGGUGAGGGUAGAAGGUUAAACUGAAGCUUCCCUUCACUUCAAAUCCUACAGGAUUCCCAAUGAGAGCUGAUGCUAGUGAUAUUAGAUACCUCUGUUGAACUGUACUUGUUCAACAAAAAGCAAAAGACAAAGGAUAUAGGCCUGGGACUGGGAUUUGAUUGCAAAAUGUGCACUGUCAUGUAAAGAAAAGGUUUAUUAAUGGCUUGGUAAACGUCACCUACCAACAACAAAUUUUUGAUAUCCUGGCAUCCUUCUCCUUCACAUAAUAAACUGUUCAUAUUCCUUACCAUCUUUGUCUCCAGGUAUCAUGUUGUGCAGUUAGGAGGAGGAGAAUUUAUAAAAUUUAUACCGCAGUGCAAUUGUUGCUGACACAUCAAGUCCCAGAUACAGUAUUCAUAAUAGAAUUUAUGCAUAUUUAGAAAUUUGUAAGUAGAAAAUGCUGCAUUUGAAAACUGUAUGAAAUGAUAGAUCCAAAAUUUUUUAUUGUAAACCAUAUUUGCAUUGUCUGUACUGAUGUAAUACAUUAUUUUCUCUUUUUGUCUUCCAGACAUUUUCAAAAUAUGUCUGUAUAAAAUCUAAAUUGUUUUAUGGUAGUUACUGUCACAAAUAUGUUGAUUUGCACAGCCUUUUUUUUCUGAAAAACUAUGAUUGCACUCUCCAUAAACCUAUACUGGCUCAAAGCUGUCAAGAUAUGGAAAAAAUCUUACUCAAAGCUCUGUGCUCAGUCACUUAUUCUACCCAUUGACUCAUUGUCUCACCUUGCUCACAUCAGCGUUGGGUGCAGCUGGAACAUGUGGAGGCCUAUGGAGAAGUAACACAUAAAACUUGCCUGCAGUUAAACAGAGACUUGGAAAAGCCAAAAGGUGAAAAGCUGCCUUGGGAGAGAAAACCCCAGGGUUAGGAAGUGUGAGGCCUGGAAGCAUGAGCCAAUAGGCAUAUGAGCCACUAAUGAGAAUAGAAAGCUGCCACCAAAUUAAAAACAUGCUAAUUGGCUGAUAGGGUUAAGCAGAUCCUUGAGGAAGAGAAUUGCAGAAUACUUGUACAAUGCCUAAGGUUCACCACUUUUUGUUCAUCUGCAUCCUCCAACAUGAGCAUCAUAUAUUGCUUCCACUGAGAACAGGCAGCACUUUUUUUUUUUUUUUUUUUUUUAAAUCUCAGUAAGGGGGAUAGAGCUACAGAGCUACAUAUUUUUAGCAAAAGCAUUUUAUAAAGGAAAUGACAAGUAAAGGGUGUUUAAACCUUGUUUGACACCAAAACAAGCUCUGGAAACCAAAAGAAUAAGGAAACAAAAGCUAGGUGACUCAUUCUGCUACCCCACUUUGAGGGAGCCAGGAAGGAUGACUAAGCUAAUGAAGGUAGCCUCAAAUUUUGAGAUUAAGAUGCACAAUUACAGUUCAUGUAGUUAUCAUGAAGGUCAAAUAACAUAAAAGAUAAAGACAGCUUUCUCUAGCAGGCCUACUUUUUCUUCAGUGAGGCAAAACUACCAAAAACACCCAGGCAAAUAUUCAUUCAGAAAAGGUAAAUUUUUUCAUAAGUGAAAGAUGUAAAGAUUAUAAUUGGUAGGAGAUAUAUAUUUGUGUCCUUUGUGGCUGGACUGGUGUGAUAACUGCUUCUAAGUAAAGUCCUGCAGAGUUAAAUCUCAAAGGAAGCCAGGUUUCUUCUUUUGAGUUAAAUGUUUUUCUUCGCAUUGUGUGGACAGCAACAACAAAAAAUAAAAACAAACAAAAAAGUGGUUAUUUUACUGUAAAAGGGAGUCUGACUGUACAUUUGGUAUUUAUUAAUAUUUAUUACUUUUAGAAAUAUUUUUAAUUGAGAAUUGCAGGAAAAAUAAUGUAUGUGGAAAUAUUGUGAUCAUUUAUAUUCCCCCAAACUUUUGUGAAUCUCAAGUUUUUGCUUGUCUGCUGAUUGUGAUAUUCUGGUUAUAGAGGCAAAUUUUGUCUCUGAGAAAGUCCUUGAGCAACAGAAUUUGGAAUAUGUGUCAUGCAGCUGUUUUCUGAUUAUUCAGUUUGUAUGUGAUUAACCAAAGUAAUAAAAUAAUGAGUACUGGUAUCAACUCUAAA
Oxyura jamaicensis (ruddy duck) is the source of this 8174-nucleotide messenger RNA. RefSeq names its product SHC adaptor protein 3 (gene SHC3). Gene Ontology annotation, molecular function: receptor tyrosine kinase binding. Gene Ontology annotation, biological process: cell surface receptor protein tyrosine kinase signaling pathway; intracellular signal transduction. The coding region runs from base 325 to 2223 and encodes 632 amino acids. The transcript is spliced from 12 exons. The record is from RefSeq and is a predicted model, not a curated record. Gene Ontology annotation, cellular component: plasma membrane. Lineage: Eukaryota; Metazoa; Chordata; Aves; Anseriformes; Anatidae.